Molecule: messenger RNA, 843 nt
Organism: Sceloporus undulatus (fence lizard)
Lineage: Eukaryota; Metazoa; Chordata; Lepidosauria; Squamata; Phrynosomatidae
Product: ras association domain-containing protein 1-like
Exons: 2
Coding region: 478-843 (121 amino acids)
Source: RefSeq, a predicted model, not a curated record
GACAGAGGGAGGGAGGGAGGGAGACUGGCCCAAGGUUUCCCGCCCCGAAACUUGAGGGAAGCCCAGCCUGAUGGCGAGCAAGUCCCGGCCCUUGCCCUUGGCUCCCCCGCUUUGAGGGCUCUUUUUAACACCCAGGAAAGUUGGGAAGCGGUCCCUCUGGCUCAAGGGAGCCUCUUCCUCGGCUUCCAAGAGAAGAAGAAGAAGAAAGAGGAGGAGGAGAAGAGGAAGGGGAUGGAAAGAGAGUUGAAGAAGCCUGGAGGAGAGGGGGAAUAGUGCCCAGAUCUCUUUCUUCUCCUCCUCCUCCUCCUCCUUUUAGGCGUUGUGGCUACAACUCUUUGGCUGUUUUGGUCACUUUUGUCUUCCUGAGAAAGUAGCCCAGAGGAGGAGGAGGCCUUGCCGCCUGGGGGGCUCCUGGCCAGGGAGUCAGGCAGGGGGCGAUGGGUGCCGGGGUCCCCUGAGGGAGGGCCGCCCCCUCGGAUGGAGCUGAUCGAGCUGAGCCCUCUGGGCAGGGAGAGGCCCCUGGACUUGACCCGGACCCCUCGCCUGGAGCGGGCCAACGCCCUGCGGAUCCCUUCCCGGCUGCUGGGCGCCCACCGGGACCCCCGCCUCCUCACCCAGCAGCCCGGCCAGGGCCACCUCUUCCGGCCCUGCGCCCACAGCCAGCCCGCCUGGUGCGACCUCUGCGGGGACUUCAUCUGGGGCGUCGCCAAGAAGCGCCUCCGAUGCAGACACCAAGCCCCCCUCAGCCCGGAUGGCCAGCAGCCGGGGAUUCAGCAGCUGGAGCUGCUGGCCGGGGGGGGGGGGAGUCGGGAGGCAGGCAGGGGAGCCGGUGGUGGCCACUAA